This is a messenger RNA of Trypanosoma conorhini, 1587 nucleotides long. Its product is annotated as tRNA-methyl transferase. The record is from RefSeq and is a predicted model, not a curated record. NCBI's taxonomy places the organism in Eukaryota, Euglenozoa, Kinetoplastea, Trypanosomatida, Trypanosomatidae. Gene Ontology annotation, biological process: tRNA wobble position uridine thiolation. Bases 1 to 1587 code for a protein of 528 amino acids. The transcript has a single exon.
AUGUCCAUCGCAUCCGUGCGGGUGGCAGUCGCCCUCUCGGGCGGUGUCGACAGUGCGGUUGCGGCGCUGUUCCUGCGCCGGUGCGUGCCGCGUUGGGCUGAUGUGGAGGCGCUGUGGAGGACGAGGCGUCCCCUGGCGCUGCGCGAGGUGGUUGGGGCGCUCGAGCAGCGGCGGCCGUGGUCUGAGGUUGUCGCCUGUGCCGCCGCAACAGCAGGGACUGCUCACAACCCUGCAGCGGCAGUCCGCUACUUCCCGCUCUUUAUGAGAAACUGGGAGGACGCUUCAGAAGGCGACGGCGCUGGCCGACGCUGGUGUGAGGCGGCGCAGCAGGACUACCACGACGCGACGGAUGUUGCUCGCCUGUUAGGCCUUCUUCGUCAGGGGGAGAUGUUGCCGCUGCACAACUAUAGCGCCUGUUACGUGGAGAGGUGCUUCCAGCCCAUGCUGCACGCCUACGCGCGUGGGGAGACGCUCAAUGUGGAUGUCUUGUGCAACGAGGAAGUGAAGUUUCAGGCACUCCUUGACGCCCUACUCGCCGCAGGAAGGGCGGAUUAUCUUGCAACGGGCCACUACGCCCGCACCGUCGCCGCUCCCCGCUUGUGUGGCAGCAGUGGGGCAGCCGCAGAGGCGCGGGUGAUCGCCAGGCCGUUCUCUGCGGGAAAUGACCUCAAUGACCAGACGGUGUUUCUCUCACGCCUUUCAACAAAACAGGCGCUGAGGGCAAUCUUCCCAUUGGGGCAUGUCUUUGCGCGGAAGGCGGAGGUGCGGGCAGUGGCAGACCACUUUGGCAUGAAGCGGGUGAGCGCAAAAAAGACGAGCACAGGGCUGUGUUUCGUGGGUGAGCACUACAAAAAAAUUGGAAAAGACGAUGGCAGGCGUGCCGGCAGCUGCGUCAGUGGAUUCCGCUCCUUCCUGGGGGAAUACAUCGCCCCAGACAGCGCCGCCCUGCAGCGACUCACGGCCGCCGGCAGACGGACGACAUUCAUGAAUGCCGAAACCGGCGCCGUCGUGGAGGCAUCGGAGUUGGCGCUGCGGGGAGAGGGGGGCGGGCCGCUGCUUCCCGCGUACAGCCUGACGCUGGGACAGCUGGUCCGGGGAAGCGGCGAGGGCGGGAAACUGGCGCGGUACUAUGUGCAGCGAAAGGAUCUAUUUUCCCCCAGUGGAGCCGCAAAUGACGAAAGCAGCUGCCACGAUGAUUGGGGGUACGCGCGGCAGUUGCGCACGGUGUGGCUGGUGGACCGCUGGGACCAUCCGCUGCUCUACGCGACGGUGGCGCAGCUUCGCGACGUCGCGCUGCCGCUGCACCCACGGUGGCUUGCCCAGCAAGCAGCUGGUGAGGUGCGGCUGCGGUGUCGCUGCUGCGCACGGCACCAGGAGCCUUUGCGCCCGGCGGAACUUUGUUUUGCGUGGGGCGAUGCGGAGGAGUCGGAGGACCGCGUUCGCGUGGCCCGCGCAACGGUCCGCUUUGAGGAGCCUGUGCGCGCCCUGACCGCUGGCCAGGCGCUGGUGUCGUACAUUUCGCUCGCAAAGGAGGGCGCGGAGGAUGCGGCGGGGUGGUUUGUUGCGGCAAGCGGCUGGAUCGCGUAG